Molecule: messenger RNA, 3707 nt
Organism: Macrobrachium nipponense
Lineage: Eukaryota; Metazoa; Arthropoda; Malacostraca; Decapoda; Palaemonidae
Product: ADP-dependent glucokinase-like
Biological process (GO): glucose metabolic process
Cellular component (GO): endoplasmic reticulum
Molecular function (GO): ADP-specific glucokinase activity
Source: RefSeq, a predicted model, not a curated record
GAUGUUAUGGUCUCUGUGCCACCGGGUGACAAGACGAGAGAGACCUGUCAACACGACGGCCUCCUCACUCACCAAGUCGGGUCCUCGCUAGUCAGUAACAAGUCUUGUCUGUGGUAUGGUGACCGUUUAGUCAGGAAAAAAUGUCCGUGACGAAAGUGAUCAGCACUGCGCUGUCAGUGGUAGUGCUCAUUGUUGCCUUUUGGUACAGCAGAGAGAAUGGAAACCGCAUUCUUGAGGAACGUCUCCGACAGGUUCUAGAUGCAAUGCUCGAGGUGGAGGAACAGCAUGUUGUUGGUGAGGUUCGAAUCGCUGUGGGCUAUGGUGCCUGCAAAGAUAUUUUUGUCCGAGGAGCUGAUGUGUUUGGUGCUAUGGCUCCUCCAAAGAAAACGGCACAUUAUAAUAGUAUAGAAUCACUGAAAAACUUGAAAGAAUUGUACGCGUUGUUUUAUGCCGCUGGAUCUGCAGCAGAGAGAUAUGUUGGCAAUGACACACUCUUCAAUGAAUUAGUUGGAGCAGCAGAAGCAGUACCAUCGUCAUACUCUGCUUUAGGUGGUAAUGCUCCUGUGAUGGCUUCCAGGUUUGCUAUAGAAGGUGCCCGCGUCCUGUUGGCAGCAAAACGAAGUCCAUAUGUUUUGAAACAUAUUCAUCCAGGAGUUGAAGUUGGUGGAGGACAGGGUGAUAUGGAAGAUGAUAUUCAUCUAAUCUUUGAGUACAAGACUGGAGAGAAGUGGGGAAAAUAUGAAGCCCCGAGGGCAAACAGAUUUAUCAUUCACAGUGACAAUGAUAACCCAACAGUUAGCUCACUGGAGGAAUUUGGGAUGGAAUUAAAAUCCUUCAAGCCUAAUUUAUUAGUUGUUGGUGGUUUGCAGAUGAUGGACAAUUUUCCUUUCCCUCCAGGUGUAAGAAAGGAACGUUUAAAGGCUGUCAGAGAUCAGAUGGUUUUGAUGCCUACUACAACCAGAAUCCAUUUUGAAAUGGCUUCCUUUACUGAGACAGAACUUCUGAAAGAUUUGAGUCAGUACAUUAUUCCUUACGCAGAUUCUCUUGGAAUGAAUGAACAGGAACUUCCUAAUCUGUAUAGCAUCUUGAAGUAUGGAAAUGUGAGCUUCAUUUCAGACUUCAACCCACGGGUUGCAGUUGUUCUAGACCAAAUGAGAGAGGUUUUCAGAUUAGCAUUGAAAAUGCUAAGAUGCUCAUGGAUGAUGGCUUCACUCUGUCUGAAGCAGCAGGUGCAGGAAGAAUCAUGUUUGAUUCCCAACAUCCUGUGUCUUGUUGGAAUGAAGAUGGAGGGAAAAUAGAGAUAUGCAUUGCACCAGUACUCGUUUGUACAGCAGUGCGUCACACAGCUGGCGGUGGUGACAACAUAUCCGCUGCUGGACUAGUUCUGCAAGUGUAACUUGCAGUGGUCUUGACAACUACCAUAUUCAAAAUGUUUCCUAUAAGAAGUGUAGUCCUAAAUGAUAAAAGUGGUGUAUUUUCGUGUUUUGAUAUGUAGGACAAUCAAACUGAACAUUCCAACAAUGCUGAAAUACAGGUUUAUUAUUCCCUGAUAUUUUUUACCAUGUUGGCUUCAACUUCUGGGUGCUGUCUGAUGAUUCUUGUUCUGUGUGCCAUUAAGAAUUCCUAAAAUAGGAUGUGGUAAAGCUUGAAUGUUGAGAUAAAAUUUUAAAGGUAUUUUUAAAAAACUGUUGAGUUUUUAUUUCUAAUGUUAAUGUUUGCUAGGCCUAGAACUUGAUUUAAUGUACUUAGUUGCUAUUUCUGAAAAAAAAGUACUUAACAUUUUAGCAUAUGAAACAGACUACAUACAUACCUUUUUAUAAUCAUGGAUGGCUUCAGGGAUUUUAUCCCCUUAUUUUUUUAUGAAAACUGUAGUGCUAUUUCUAAUGGAUAUAAAUGUAUAAAUGUAAAAAUCAUAAUAACAGCAUUGGUAAGAGUGAGUGAACUGCUUAGUAUUUGGAAGUGGCCAGAAGGUGUAAUCAACAUACCUUGUAGUUUAUUGAUAUUUAUAGUAAAAUCAGAGCUAGGUGCUAGAAUAAUUAGUUGUGGAGAUACUGUAUUGUAAUAUAUAUAAAUUUAGUGACCUAUCUACAUUCCUUUCAAAACUGCUUUUAACCUCGCUAAGAUUAAUGUGAAGAGCUGGUAUAUUUGUUGAUUGUUGUCCGUGGUCAUUGGGUUAAAUUCAAGUUCCCUGUAUCUUUUGAAGUUAUGGGUUGUGAGUAUCAUAUUUGGAGGGUAGUUCCUUUCAUGGGAUAAAUUUCAGAUCAAGUCUCCUUGUCUUCCAACAUCACUGCAGUUUUACAAACACUGCAACAGUGUAUAAAGAAUAUGAGUUUCACCAUCAGUCUCUCCAAGCUCUGAUGACUAGACUAUAAAUAGAGCUAAUAUAAAGAAGAAAUAUAUAAACAUUUGUAUUUGUAUUUAAUUGGAAUUUUUUUAUAUAUGUAUACAUUUUUAGCAACAAUACCUCAAUUCAUUGGAAGUAUUGUAACUAAACUGUUCAAUACAUCACUGUAGGUACAACUGUCACAUAAGUACUUACAUAACUACAUACAAAUAUAAUUCGAAACUUGCUACCAUUUCCCACUCAUAUUUUCAUGUGUCUAUGAGCAAAUUACAGUAUUGCCAAAGUAAGAAAAUUUAAUUGAGAUCUCUUCAUUUACAUGAAAAUAAAAAUCUAUGGAAUGAGGGGUUCUGUGUUUUCAAAUAUAUGUAUACAGUAUGUACACUAUGUGGUUAUAUGCAUUACAGUACAGUAUAGUACAUGUGUGAAUUAUAUUCAUGUGCACUUGUUUAUAGGCAUAUUGGAGCAUCAGUAAUAUAGAAUAUGAAUACAGAGCAGAUGGUGUACAUAUUUCUAAAUACUUGAGGUAAUGAUACUAGCUGCAAGAUUUAGGUACACAAUGGAAAAUGACAUUUUUAUUAAUGUGUAUUUUUCAUAGCUAACAAACCUGCGGUCUUAACGUAAGGAUAAAUCUUCUAGCGCCAGCUGAAAACUGGUAAAAAGCGUAAAAAUUGUAGUACAAGGUACUGGUGGCAAUGGCGUUUGGCUAUUCGGUUGAGAGAGGAGGAAACAACCAACCUAUUCUCAUCCAAGAAAGCCGUGAUGCAUCAGUUUCUUCCUUACUACUUUGCUAGAAGGACGUGUUGCUAUAGUGUCUAUGGAUUUUAAAAAUGGUACAGUACAUACGGUACAUAUUACCUUUUUUGUCAUACAUGAAGAGUUAGUGAUUUAGAAUUUAUAUUGGAUGUAUAUUUAAUAGAAAUAUUUAUUUUGAUAAAUAGGAAUUAUUAAAGGAAAUAAAUACUGUAGCAACCUUCUGCUACGGUGUGCAUGUAGCAGUGUGCUUGUUUUAUUACAGUUUACGGUAGAGUACAUGUUUACUAACAGAGUGAAGGCAGUAGUGUCAUUUUUGAAAUAUCUGAUGAGUUUUAAAUUCUCUCGUUUUGGAAUGCUAAUUUUAUAGUUUGAUGUUCAUAAUAGAUAUUUUGUAAUACUAUUAUACCAAUUAUUUUACAAAAGGUGGAAGAACCGCACGACACGGAGUAGGUUUUAUUGUGAGUGAAGAGCUAGCUGGAAAAAUUAGUCAUCUAGAAUUCAAAUGUGAUAGGAUUAUUAGCAUUUCCUUAAAGUUAGGAACAUUUCAAGCCAGCAUAAUUCAGGUGUAUGCACCACAGCAGGGCCGCCCUCAAGAAGAAAGAAGAAUUCU